AUGCGUAGAAAACGAGCAGUGAAACGUAAAAAACGGAUAAAAGCAGAAAUUACAAACAAUGAGGUUACGAUUGCGAGGUUACAGGCAGCCAAAUUAAAGCGCGAAGAGACCAUAGCGGUGGUCAAACGUCGUCUGAAAGAAAAGUUUAACGAGCGGUUCGCGCUUACAAGGGCAAACACGUUUGACAGUGAGCGAGAACAUCGAAAUUUAUUCGUCGAUAAAACCGAGUGUUCGCCUGAGAAACUCAUGGCAAAGAUUCGAGAAGAAAUGAAAUCCGUGAUGGUAGCAGGUGUUCGAAAGGUUCACGCGUCCAAAGUUCUCGAGGAAAAAGUCAAAUACGACGCAAAGACUUCGACAAUGACGAUAACAGGAAAAAAGUAUAAGCUGAAAAAAAACGUUCACGUAGUUGGUUGGGGUCGUGAGGCCUUGAUGAUGAGUUCGGCACUGGAAAGAAUCAUCGGAAAUAAUUUGAAAAAAGGAUUUGUCGUAGUACCGCGUAGAACAAUCGCUUCGAUGUCCAUUUAUCCGGAACUAUUUCCUCGACUCAACACACGUAUCCACUUAACGGAGGCUCAGAGCGAUGAGAUCCCCGACGACGUCUGCGCUCGAGCUACGAAGACCAUCGCCGACUAUUGUAAAAAGCUUAAAAAAAAGGAUAUUCUGGUAGUUUUACUUUCCCGGGGCUCGGACAAGCUUUUGUGUCAACCGAGGGGAACGGUUGGGUUGACAGAAAAAAUGCUGGUUUUGGAACUUCUCCGGAAGGCUGGUGCAACCAUAUACGAGAUUGAAACAGUGAGGAAUACUUUGUCAGCGAUUCGUGGUGGGCGUCUAGCGGAAUUGGCACAUCCGGCAAAAGUCAUAAGCCUCGUAAUGUCCGACCUCGGAGCUAAUGAACUUAAUCUGAAGCACGUAUCCGGGGGACCAACGAUUAAAGCGGAUCAUCGCGCUUCGAUAACGACGGCGCGGAGUAUAUUAGACAAAUAUGGUCUCCACGCUCACAAAUUAGCUCAGAGUAUUCGUGAAAUCCUGAAGGAUCAUCAGGAAUCAACGUCGAAAGAAAGUGAUAAGCCGUUCCAAUCAUUCGUCGAUAAUUACGUGGUUGCGAGCUCAAAGGAAGCUCUCGAUGGGAUGGCCGUUGGAGCGUUUCGUCACGGCUAUGUACCCAUUAAAAUUACCGCCACGAGCGCCCUUUCGUCGAACACAACGUCGAACAUCUUGCGCACUGUUAGCAAGGAUUACGCGAGACUCGUGUCGCUCAUGAUUCUUGCUGUUGAAGAAAAAAUCACUCGGACGGAAAUGUACCGAGAUAUUUGUGAGAAUAUCGUCACAUUUGAUCUGACAGAAAAAAUGUUUUUGGAGAUAUUCCCGAGGAAAGAGAACUGGGCUCACGGACUUUACCUUCUAAUAUGCCCGCCCUCGAGUUUCAUGGCGAACCAAACGAGAUCACGUGAGACUGAGGAGUCGGUUGCGAGGCUCUUGAGAACCGGAAAUAAUCAAGAACUGGCUAUUUACUUUUCCCUCGAUUGGUAUUUGAGGGUUGAACGAUAUCCGAUUUUGCGAGAAUACAUUGUUUGGUUUCUCGGGGGUGCGAGCGACGGUCACGAUGGAAAUACCGAUCACGCCGGGGCUUACGCUUACGGAAACCUCGCUGUUGACGUUUAUCGAAAAUUCAAAAAUAACGUGGCCUACACGAGCACAGCGAACGAUCGAGUCGAUGCUGAAUAUUUGCGUGCGGAAAAGCGCGCCGUACACGAGUCCGUGCUACCGCAUUGCGUGCUCACUUCCGGCAACGCCAAUCUCUUCUUCCUCAAUGUUAACGCUGGCGAAGAACUCUUGAAAUUAAGCGAUGCCAACGGUUCCACUCAAACCCAAGUCGGUGAUUUACAUCUCGUCAGAAUUGUACGUUGUCAGUGCUGUUGCAGCGGUUUGUGUACGAAGCCCUAA
Venturia canescens is the source of this 1944-nucleotide messenger RNA. Its product is annotated as glycerate kinase-like. NCBI's taxonomy places the organism in Eukaryota, Metazoa, Arthropoda, Insecta, Hymenoptera, Ichneumonidae. Gene Ontology annotation, biological process: protein phosphorylation. The coding region runs from base 1 to 1944 and encodes 647 amino acids. Gene Ontology annotation, cellular component: cytoplasm. The record is from RefSeq and is a predicted model, not a curated record. Gene Ontology annotation, molecular function: glycerate kinase activity. The transcript is spliced from 3 exons.